UUGAACUGAAGGCAGUGCGAGGAGAUCUCUCUCUCUCUCUCUCUCUCUCUCUCAGGAAAACCCGGUAAUUUUCCCGUCCCAAGAUCUUGUCCCUCACAAAAACCCUGUUAUCUGGAAAUGCCUUCAAACGGCGACGAACCGGAACCCAAAAACGGGGAGAAUCCGGAAUUUCCUAACGGAAGCGAGCCGGAUCUUCCUACAAAAGCCGAUCCGGAUCCUGCAGUUGAAGAAGAGACCGAGAUCAGAUCGAACGACGUGGAGAAACCCUCACCGUCUGAUGAGAUCGAGCGUUCUGAGAUCGGGAACGGCGAAGAAAAUCGGACUCUCACGAUGAGGGAGCUCUUGAAUGAGUUGAAGGAAGAGAAAUCGCCGGAACGAAAUGAGGCUUCUGAAGAGGGAGGGGGAUUGCGUAGGAGCACGGCCACUGCCUCCGACGGUGAAAGGCGGGAUGUGGGCUCCUCACAUAGUCAAGAAAGCCCACAACAACAGAAUGUAGGCCACGACAAUGUUGCCAUGAACUUGAUCAACAGUGUCACUGGCGUGGAUGAGGAAGGUCGUUCUCGCCAACGCAUUCUUGCUUUUGCUGCUAAAAGGUAUGCUAGUUCAAUAGAGAGAAAUCCUGAAGACUAUGAUGCGCUGUACAAUUGGGCUUUGGUUCUUCAGGAAAGUGCAGACAAUGUGGGUCCAGAAUCUAGUUCACCCUCAAAAGAUGCUUUGCUUGAGGAGGCUUGUAAAAAAUAUGAUGAAGCUACCCAACUUUGCCCUACUCUUCAUGAUGCCUUUUACAAUUGGGCUAUUGCUAUCUCCGAUCGAGCAAAAAUGCGUGGUCGUACUAAGGAGGCCGAAGAACUCUGGAAACAGGCCACAAAAAAUUACGAGAAAGCCGUUCAACUCAACUGGAACAGUCCUCAGGCACUUAAUAAUUGGGGACUUGCUCUGCAGGAACUCAGUGCUAUUGUUCCUGCCCGGGAAAAGCAGACUAUUGUAAGAACUGCAAUAAGUAAGUUCCGUGCAUCAAUCCAAUUGCAAUUUGAUUUCCAUCGAGCAAUCUACAACCUUGGCACAGUUCUGUAUGGGUUGGCAGAGGACACUUUAAGAAUUGGUAGGCCAGUUGAUGCAAAAGAAGUCUCCCCUAAUGAACUUUACAGUAAUUCAGCUAUAUAUAUCGCGGCUGCUCAUGCUUUGAAACCAAAUUACUCGGUUUAUCGCAGUGCCUUGAGGCUGGUCCGCUCUAUGCUACCUCUGCCCUAUUUUAAGGUGGGAUAUUUGACCGCACCACCUGCAGGGAAUCCAAUUGCACCUCACAGUGAUUGGAGAAGAUCCCAAUUUGUUUUGAAUCAUGAAGGACUUCAGCAGGUUAACAAGGUUGAAAGUCCUUCUGUUAGGUCAUAUACUGCAGCAUACAUCGGUAAAUCAGCUGUCAAAGUCGAUGUUCCAGACAUUGUUUCUGUAUCAGCAUGUGUAGAUCUUACCUUACCACCAGGUGCAGGACUCUGUAUUGAUACAAUUCAUGGACCAGUUUACUUGGUUGCCGACACAUGGGAAUCCCUGGACGGUUGGCUGGAUGCUAUUCGCCUUGUUUACACCAUCUUUGCACGUGGAAAGAGUGAUGUUCUUGCAGGUGUUAUAACUGGCUGAUUGACGAAUUGUUGAUGGGCAAUCACUUCUAUGGAGAUGAUACUGGGCCUACGCUGAUAUUGUUUGUUCAAAUAAAAGGACUGUAGAAUAUUCAUGUUUUGCAAUGUUCUUUUGAACUUUAUUAUCCUACCAUCAUUAUAAUUCGUUUCGAGUUAUUAGACUGGCAAUGUCUAGGUUUUUCUA
Magnolia sinica is the source of this 1821-nucleotide messenger RNA. RefSeq names its product protein HLB1. Lineage: Eukaryota; Viridiplantae; Streptophyta; Magnoliopsida; Magnoliales; Magnoliaceae. The transcript is spliced from 14 exons. Gene Ontology annotation, molecular function: protein binding. The record is from RefSeq and is a predicted model, not a curated record. Bases 118 to 1638 code for a protein of 506 amino acids.